CACUUUGCACGAUUUUGGAACGCUAAUUAUUGUAGCUAUUUUUGAGAUAAUGUCCUGAUAUAAUUGAAAGCCGCGUAUCUUUGGCAGAUAGUUUCAAAAUUCACAAAAUUUGCAUGUCUCGGAUAGUAAAUUCCAGUAUAUUUUCGAGAGCUUGUCAAUGCAACAAGUUCUUGAAAAGCCAGAGAGUAGAUAACGAUCGCUUACAUGUCGCUUUUAUUAGGUAGGCCUUGGACGUAACCGCACAGCAUGGAUUUGCGUUACGAUAGGGUCCAAUUUCCGACAGUUUUUACUCGCGAAUCCCGGCAUCAUCAUUCACACGAACACCAUGAGGCGGCAUCGUCCGGCCAGACACCGGAGCGACAGGCGGAGAAUCCACAGCCGGAGCACUCGCGCCACGGCAGCGCAGGACACGGCGGAUCCAUGGUCUUCCAUGUCGGCAACAGGGAAACAAUUCUGUUCGGAUUCUGGACCACAAGCUCUACGACAUCGCUGGUACUCUCCUGCCUAAUCGUUUUCAUAAUUGCCAUCGGCUACGAGGCACUCAAAUGCUAUCGGGAGUGGUUGAAAAAGUGCUACAAGAAGCGCCAGGAGGGCGGCAGUGAUCGAGGCAGCACAAUGACCACACAGCUGGCGGCGUCACCGACGCUGAUCGAUGCCUAUUCGUCGCCCCUGUCGCCUGUAGUGCCGGCGGGAGCGGGAGCCGACCAGAGUCAAAAUCAGGCUCCGCUGACGACACGUGUGCCGUGGCUGGCGCUCACUCACUGGUAUCAGACGCUGUUGCAUAUGCUUCAAGUGACCAUCUCGUUUCUGCUGAUGCUCAUCUUUAUGACAUUCAACGUGUGGCUCUGCAUAGCCGUUGUCCUGGGCGCCGGAGUGGGAUACUUUAUAUUUUUCGCGAGGAGCGAAAAUGUGUCCGACCACUGCAAUUGAGGUACGUCCGUCCAUUCCAAUAUCCAAUGCCUGCCUGCGCUCCACUGUCUAUAUGAUUUCUGUGUUGUCUAUAUGCUUGUGCUAAUGUAUUUUUCUAAUUAAACCAAGUUAUAAAAAUAUCAUAACAAA
Drosophila navojoa is the source of this 1059-nucleotide messenger RNA. RefSeq names its product Copper transporter 1C (gene Ctr1C). NCBI's taxonomy places the organism in Eukaryota, Metazoa, Arthropoda, Insecta, Diptera, Drosophilidae. Gene Ontology annotation, molecular function: copper ion transmembrane transporter activity. The record is from RefSeq and is a predicted model, not a curated record. Gene Ontology annotation, biological process: copper ion transmembrane transport. Gene Ontology annotation, cellular component: membrane.